This is a messenger RNA of Amoebophrya sp. A120, 8170 nucleotides long. The record is from the annotation of a GenBank genome assembly. NCBI's taxonomy places the organism in Eukaryota, Dinophyceae, Syndiniales, Amoebophryaceae.
AGUUCCGCGGCAAAGGAAAUAAGUUUCUUCCCGAUAAGCACGAAACAGCGUACAAAAAACAUCUUUCUACCAAAAAUUUUGCUCGAAAACAAACCAAAAAUUCGACCCUGAAUUCAAAAUUCAAAUUGACUUGCUCCGAAUAAUUUCUGCACUUCGAAUAGGGCAAUCAAGAAUUGUGAUCCUCUUGUCUAGUACAACUACAUUGCCAAUAAAAAUUGCUUCGAAAAUCAAACCACGACACAGCAGGUCAAUUUUUUUUGUUCGGAACUGAAGGUUCAUUCUCUUUCUAGUGGUAGGACAAGGUUUGAUAUCUUCAAUACUAUCGAGUUCUGUUCGAGUAAAUAACAUCGAAAAACACGAAGAAUUGAGUUAGUAGAACUGUAACUUGUGUUUUCUGCAUCACAAAUCAAGCAAAAUGGGCUUCGGAUCCUACGGAGGUGGUGGUCGUCGUGGUGACAGCCGCGGGCGCGGCGGAGACCGGUUCGGCGGAGGCGGCAGUAAGUUGUUGUUUCAAGUCUAACUCUCGUGCGACACGUCGCGUGGCCGAGGUCCUCGUGUAGUUUCGUCGUGGUCGAUGCAGAAGUCUACUGUCGUGACGGGGUGUGCUGAAUAUAGGAGGACAACAAUUUUUUCUGUUUCCUCACGGCGCUACGAGGGAUGAACCAGCGGCGGUGCGCACAAUUUUGCAGAAGUGACAACGUUGUCUAGUACAACUACCUGCGACCUCGGGGCGGGCAGCACAAUGCUCUCGAUCCGAUUUUUCGUGUGUCAUAGUUAGUGAUAGAUGUUAGCAGCUCGUAGUCGUACUAGUCAGCACAGCACAUUUGGCAUAGUAAAAAACGCUAUGAAAGAUCACAAAUCUUCGAAGUUGGUGCCCGUGCUCUGGAGUAAAAUCAUUGCAGUUGUUCCAAAUUUAGUUGCGAAUCUAUAGAUCUGUCAAUAAAAAACACUUAAUGCGCUGUAGCUUUUGUCGGUUAUUUGCUUUUUUUUUGUGAAAAUCGAAAUUUGCUUUUCCCCACCUGUCGCGCACGCAGUCCAGCAAAUAGUAGCGCGAGGAUGAAAUACAAAGAUUGCUUGGCAGUGAAGAUGAACCCUAGUAAGAAUCAGACACACGACACGAAAAUCGAGGAAACGAAUCGAAAGCGCUGCUCGUAAUCGGUACAACUUUGCAUGAGGGCAAAGGGGUCGCAAUCCGUUUCACUUUUUCAGCGCACCGACAUCAUCAUCUCUCGAGCCGAGACAGAAGCACCCCAAACGCAACGGACCACAGUCAAUCGACUUCGCGCGAAAACCAACCGAACCUCCCCCAUUCGGGGCCACGGACUUUUGAUUUUUGCAUAAUUUAAAAAUGAGUAAACUUUUGGAAUGUGAAUGAAUAGCGUUAGUGUUGUAAAUAGCAGCGUAGAAUUGAUGUAAGAAUAUUACAAGGGGACGGACUAGUACUAUGGAAAUUGAAAAAAUUCUUCAUGAGAGCAAAGUUCUUGCAUUCUUUCCAACCUUCGCGCACCAAGAAGCUGCGGCUCAACAUUUUUGCGCGACUACAAGCAAUUGCAGUUUGUUGUGGGUGUUCGUCUAAACUGGUUGUCUCUCGAUUUGUUCAUCGUCUGACUUUGUAAUGCGCGACGUGUGGGAAAAUCAAUAUGACACUAGCGCAUUGCGAAGAUGAUGAAUAUAACGAGGCAGCCGACGGACGAGUUUUGAUUUGUCGCAUCAAAUAAAGCGGCAAAGUAACACCCGCCGCACACACGACAAAAAGGACGGGCCGCACUACAGGAGGUUUCAUUUUGGGGCCACGUCGGCGGAGUAAAGUGCAUUGCAAUGGAUGCGCAGUGUCGUGAGAUGCAAUUCGAUCUCGCGCGACUUUCUUACUGCGUGUUGGUUACAAAUGACAGCACGACGACUCCGUCGGAGUAAAGAAAUAAAUCUUCGUGACUGUUGACCCCGUCACGUUGCGCAGGCUCCUUGUAUUUUUGCGCAGAAAGUAAGAAGUCGGGGCGCUUUCGCUUCUGGUUGUCUCCUGCGCAUCAGGAGUUGCAGUUUGUCACAGUGGUCCGCAGUUUCACGUUAUCAAGGUCUUGUCAACAACAUCAAGGCCGAUGCAAUUUCAUCACUGCGGCGUCGCCACAGGCGGCGGUUUUUGUGAUGGUGUAGUGGCACCAGCACAUCUUCGCUGCAGUGUAUUUGUCUCUAUCCGCAGGAGCUCUCAUGAAAGAAAAUUAUGUUAAUCUUCUAGUUUUGUUUCUCAUUCUGUACUUCACGUGUCGAUAAACUUUUUCUCCCAGAAGUCGUGGAAAAUUGAGAUCUCACGAAUAAAUUGUUGUGUUUCGAUUUGUGAAUACCUCCGCGGUUUCGUCGUGCAGAAGUACUUCUACGCGGAUCUUCACAGCAAUAAUCGGAACCGAAAACAACUCAUCUCGUGAGACGGCAUUUUUCUGCCACAGACCUGUGGAAACACAAACACACAUGAAGCAAAACCGACUCGUGAAAAAAGAGAAAACAAGAUCCCGUUCCCUUUUUGCAUCAACCACUAAAUGUUGAAAAGAUCUUUUAGUAGACUAAUUUUGUUCCACUAUUUUACGUGUACUUUAUCCUGAUUCAUCCUCUCAGGCCGCGGAGGUGGCUACGGCGGGUUUGGCGGAGGUAGUUCGUCUUUUGGUAAGGGUGGCGGUAAUAUGCAUUGCAAAAAUGUCUGGGUCUGGAAGGUUGCAACUUGUGAUGCUGGCUUUGGAUUCGAAAAAAAUCUGUGUUGCAUGAGCAGCAAGGGGAGUCCACUUUUUGCUACGCGAAGAGGGCCCUUGUCAUGCGGAAUAGGCAUCAAGAAGCCCUCAGAAAAUCUGUGAUGCUAGGGCGUACAUCACAGACGUGAUGGCUCAUGCAAAACGUGCAUGACAGGUCUCAGAAUCUUCCAGAACCAGACAUAUUUGCACUUGAUAGGUAAGGGCAAGGGCGGUGGCGGAGGCUCCGGCCUCGGCGCGAACUUGCGCCGGAUCGAUUGGAGCCGGGAGCGUUUGAUUCAGUUCGAGAAGAACUUUUACCAGGAAUCUGCCGCCGUCCAACAGUGGCACCCGAGCGAGGUCGAGAUGUGGCGUCAGGAAAAGGGCAUCGCGAUCAUCAACGACGGGUAAGUGCUAUUAAUUAAUUUACAACUUCUAGAAUUUUUGUCUUGCAUAAUAAAACAGCAUGUUGCAGUUGCCCUAUACCCAUUGCCAAGUACUGAUGAGUUGAAUUUGUGAUGCAUAAAUAAAGGACAGCAUCAUGCCUACGUUGUUUGUAAUCGCAUGACAAAAAUAUAUAAAAUAACAGUGGCCACCCGUGCCCGAAGCCGAUGAAGACGUUCCACGAUGGAAACUGGCCGUCUUUCGUCAUGGACGCGAUUACCCGGGCCGGGUUCGUCGAGCCCUCCCCGAUCCAGGCGCAGGGGUGGUCGGUUGCCUCGUCCGGUCGCGACAUGAUCGGUAUCGCGGAAACCGGGUCCGGAAAAACUCUGUCCUUUUUGUUGCCGGCGAUCAAGCACAUCGCCGCACAGCCGCCGCUGAACAACGGAGACGGACUAUCCUGAGUAAAAACGUCCCCACACAGAGUUGUCAUGCAAAUCUGCAUGCCAAAAAAGUUUCUCAUGUGGAGCGCCAUGAGAGGCAUUUUCUAGUCGUGUUUUGGAAUUUGUGAUGCUACAAUCAGCAUGAUAUACUGGAUCUGUGAUGCUGUUGAACUACCUAAACAGGAUUACACUACGAGGAGAAACUUGUCAUGCCAAACGACCAAAGCUGGCUGAUUUGUCUAGCAGAUUUCCCAUCUUGACUCUGUGUGGGGACGUUUUUACAAAUGAUACGGACCCAUCUGCCUGGUCUUGGCCCCGACAAGAGAACUGGCCGUCCAGAUUCAGACUGAAGUGACGAAAUUCGGAGUAAGAUUUUGUUUUUUUGUUGAUGUCACAGAAGUAGGAGUGGUUUGUAUCUAUGUAGUGCUUUAUAUUCUACUUCUAAAAUGAUCUCAGUUUCACUGCUUCUGACAAUAGCGGACUUGUCACAUUAGCACCGAAGAUGAACAUGAACCGUCUAGAGAAAUCAUGACGUUUAUACUUUUCAUCCCGUUUUUGAAAAAAACUUUCUCAGGGUCAGCUCCGCAACACGUGCCUCUACGGUGGUGUACCGAAGCAGCCGCAGAUCCGCGAAAUCCGCGACGGGCGGGAGAUCGUGAUCGCCACACCGGUAUCAAAUGUAAAAAUGUCUGGGUCUGGAAGAAUGCGAGGUUUGUCAUGCACGUUUUGCAUGAGCCAUGAUGUCUGUGAUGCAUACCCUGGCAAUACAGAUUUUUUGAAGGCUUCUUGAUGCCUAUUCCGCAUGACAAAUGCUUUCUCAGCUUAGCAAAAAUUGCACUCCCUUUGGUACUCAUGCAAUACAGAUUUUUUUGGAAUCCAAAUGCAGCAUCACAAGUUGCAUUCUUCCAGACCCAGACAUAUUUGCAUUUGAUAACCGGGCCGAUUGAUCGACAUCCUGGACAUGGGAAUCUGCACCUUGAAGCGGGUUACCUACUUGUGCCUGGACGAGGCCGAUCGCAUGUUGGAUAUGGGUUUUGAGGAUCAGGUAUGUAUCUAUACUUUGUAAUUGUAUAAGAUGCAAAUGAAAAUCAAUGUAGAUCUAGAUGAUGUUUUUCUCUUGAUGCAACCUUUGCAGAAGUCUUGCAUGACAAGAACCUUCAGGUGAACUCCAGCACCUUCGUCGUGGCCUCCAUGCCGCCGAUAAAUUUGAAUUUUUUUCCACCACGACAGGUCCGCAAGAUUUGCUCCCAAGUACGACCGGAUCGUCAGACCCUGCUCUGGUCCGCGACGUGGCCGAAGUCCGUCGCUUCGCUCGCCCGCGUAUGCAUUGCAAAUGUGUCUGGUUCUGGAUGAGUGGAAAGUUUGUCAUGCGCAUUUUGCAUGACCCAUGAUGUCUGUGAUGUAUGCGCUGGCAUGACAGGUUUUGUGAGGGCCUCCUAAUGCCUACACAGCAUGAGAAGUGCUCCCUCAGCGUAGCAGCUACUGGCCUCCUCUUGCUGCUCAUGCAAUAAGGACUUUUCUUAGAAUCGCAAGACAGCAUCACAAGUUGCAUUCUUCCAGACCCAGAUCGAUAUUUGCAUUUGAUGCCGCGAUCUCUGCCGCGAGAACCCGGUCCACAUCAACAUCGGUGCUUUGGAACUGAUAUGAACUGCAAAAGUAUCCGAUACUUGUAUAAUUGCAUUACAAAAUUUCUCAGCAUGAGAAAUAUAUAUUUGUAAUGCGGAUUUACCCUAUAAGAAAAGGAUUUGUAAUGCAUGACUGCAAUACGAGUAUCAGAUACUUUUGCAUUUGAUACCUGAAGGCCAACCACCGCAUCACCCAGCGGGUCGAGAUCUUCGCGGGGUAUUCCGCAGCGCGGGAAAAGCGACAGAGAUUGAACCAGUUGUUAAGCGAAUACAUGCAGCAGGGCAAGGUUAUCAUCUUUGCGGAGACGAAGAGAGGGUGCGACGACUUGACCAGAAAUAUGAGGAUGGACGGGUAUGAAUUUUUUUUCCCAUGCAUGCAGGCUAUCAUGAUGAAAGAACGAUCUAGUUCGUGUACCGGUUUUAAUAUUUCGUUUUGCUAUUUGUGAUGCGUCACUAAUAUAACUGUCCGAGUACUAUAUAUGAUUCGUCAUGUAAAACUAAAAUUGAUAAAACAAAAAUCAAAACCUUAGUUACCCCGCUCUCUCCAUCCACGGUGACAAGAAGCAGGAGGAGCGUGACUGGGUGCUUGCAGAAUUUCGUGCCGGAAAGAACCCGAUUCUGAUCGCAACCGACGUCGCAGCACGAGGAUUGGACGUCAAGGACAUUGUAUGCAUUGCAAAAGGAUCGUAUUAGUACAAAUUGCAUUAGAAAUUUGCUCAGCAUGACAAAUACAAUUUGUAAUGCUGUUUUACCUCAGGAAGAAGAUUUGUCAUGCAAGAUCGCAAUGAGUACGAGUACGAUACUUUUGCACAUGAUACAUUAAGGUGGUGAUCAACUUCGACAUGCCAAACAACAUCGAGGACUACGUCCACCGAAUCGGCCGAACGGGACGAGCCGGGGCUGACGGUAUUACUAACAAGGAUAUCAUUUUUGCUAUUCGUAAAGAACUUUUGUUUCUUGCAUGACAAGCAUCAGAAGAUCUUGUGAUGACAAAUUCCAGCAGAUGUUGCCUGCUGCGGCUUUUUUUUGUGACGCGCAAAAGUGUUCUUGCUUUACUUACUUUACUACACAAUAAUACAGGUACCGCGGUUUCUUUCCUGACCACCGACAAGGCAAGGUUUGCGCAGGAUCUGAUCGGGAUUAUGCGGGAGGCUAAUCAGUAUAUUUCCCCGGAACUGGAAAAUCUCGCGCAGCAGGCCAAGCACAUGCCGUUCGGCGGCAAGGGUGGUCGCGGCGGCGGCAAGGGUGGCGGUAAGGGUGGCCGCGGCUCCUUCGGCGGUGGUCGGGGCGGCUUCGGUGCUCCGUACUAAAUACUGACCGAGCUGUAUAGAAGUCGAGAUUGGACGACAUGGACGACCAGCACAGCAAUGUGACACGUUCAAGUAUAGUCUACAAGAACCCUUAAAAUCCUAUAAGCUAACAGUCAAAACAAGUCGAGUCUAAACAAUGCGAGUUUAUUUCAUCAUACUACGGUUUUACUAACUAUUGCACGCGAUAAAAAUAUCGAACAUGCGAGAUGACAUUGCUAGAGAGUCUUUACUAUUGCUGCUUCUCUAUCGAGAACGAUAAGAGAAGUUGUGCCGUACAGGAGGAACCCUAAGAAUGUUUUAUCGGAAAAAUCGGAACAAGAACAACCAACUUGAACCUACUCAAAAAUGUUCUGUAAGAACUUUUAAGUCGAUUUUUCCGGAACCGAACCACGAACCACUUUUACACGAAGAACAACCUAUUACCACGAGAUUUUGAUUAUUUACCACUAUUGCCGCGAUGAGCUUUUGUUUCGGAUAUUUUCAACUAUUGCAAGAAACCUAUUGCGAAUGAGUACUAAAUGUCCUAUAUUGCUAGUACUACUGCUACGAACUACCCCUAGAAGUUGUACACCAGAAGUGCUGGAGACGAUAGCUUCUGCUGUACUAUUUUCAACUUAUCUAUACGAGCAUGCGAGAAGAUCGCUUUACCGGGAAAAGAAACACAUAUGGCUACUUGUCAUCGUAUUUUCAUACGGGUCUGAAAAUUAUACUGUAUCAUUUUUUUGAUAUGGGAAAGACGUCAUCAAUAUUCAGAUCUAUACCAAAACGCACCAGAUCCUUCCCACGUGUCGGGCUUUUGUUUUUCACACAACUACAAGAAGCUGUCAGACAUGUGGAAGAAUCUAUCAACACGAAUGUUUAUUUUAAGACAACUACACCAACGACAAUAUACUUUUGUUUGAGCAUAUAGAUUUUGAUUUUGAAAACACCACCUAUGCGAAUGGGAUGCAUAUGCAUAUGCAGCAACACCACCUAUGGACGAAUUCAGAAUGCAUAUGCAGCAACCAGUCCGUUAGCCACGGGAAUUGUAGCUGGAAGAUGCAAAAAAUAGUAGAGAUCCUGGCGAUCACGAUCUACUUUUGACCUGGGUCAACAUUUAUUAGCCACCAAGAGUUUAAAGCAAUCUGAUACUUAUCCUCUAUAAAUUGCGAACUAUUUUCCAUUUGAUAAAUGCACUUUGACUUUCCUUGGGGAAGAAGCUCCAAUCAAAUUUUCCACUUGCAUUGCGAGUUUCCUAGUACCCAUAGUCGAGUAUGAUUCUCGUAUGAUUUAAACCACAAUCACCAAGUGCGACAAAUAUCAUCCCCCAUAAAAAUCCUCCUUGUGAAGCCGUGUUUAGUUCAGAACGCGAACUGUUUUUUGGGUCUUGCUACUCUGCAUGUAAUAGUACCCGAUAUUAUUUGAAACGAGCGGCAGAGUACAGUUUCGUACAUUUUUUUUCGACAGCAGAACAAGGUGCCAUAAUUUUGGUCCUCUUUCUGUGCGGGGAGUGUCGUCGAGUAUGAAACUGUAGUCUACCGGUCCUUUUAAACAUCUUCUAUAGACGGAACCUCUUGAACAACUUCACAUCGAUUGCUCUCUUGGCUAAUAUGCGUGCUCCACAAACAACCACCUGUUUUUUCCGAUAUCUCGAAUCGGAUAGUACCCAUUCUGCUACCCUAAAGGAAAAAAACCACUGGUGCGAGAAGUAAACCGGC